This is a messenger RNA of Dentiscutata erythropus, 290 nucleotides long. Lineage: Eukaryota; Fungi; Glomeromycota; Glomeromycetes; Diversisporales; Gigasporaceae. The record is from the annotation of a GenBank genome assembly.
CAUUUAUACUAUUGGCCUCUGAUAUUGACAUUGAUGAUGCAAUUAAUAUUGGUUAUGAAAGAGCCAUUUUUUUAGCAAGACAUUUUGAAAUAAAUUCUAUACCCAGCGAUGCCUAUUAUUUUAAUAUCUACAAAAAAAUUUCUACUUCGCAAUUUGAAGAUUUUUGGAAUAAAGAUUUAAAUCUUGAAAUAGCUAUUAAUAAUGAAUAUAAUAUAGAUAAUAGUUUAUCUGUUUCUUAUUGUAUAAGCGAUGCAAUAUUUAAAAUGAAUAGAACCAAAAAAUUAAUUUAG